AUGGAUAUUGGUUAUUGUCCUGGGCAGAGUUUUCUGGAUAAUAAUUCAUACGGUAACUUUGUGCACGCUGAGUGUAACUAUAUUCAGUCUUUGGAAACAGUAUAUCGAUACGCCGGUGGUGACUCUGGUAGAUUCGGACCAUUACCCGUCCAACGAGCUCGAUUUACCAGGUAUUUCUAUUUUAUCGACGCUGAAGCAACGAAUGCUUCAUUAAUCGAAGUAAAGGAAAUGAUCUUUGCACUAGGCAGUCUCUAUGAAACUGGAUACGAUCGAACGGAAACCGACGAGAAAAUGGAUUUGUUGAUUGAUGAAGUGCUGCGUAAGUUUUAUUGUGAGGAUGAUUACGAUGUUACACCAGACAAGGAAUUUAAAAAACAUAAACCGUUGAGGCCCCUUAAGAUAGGAAAUUCAGGAAUUAACAAUGGGCUGUCAAUUGUGCGAGAACCAGAGCUUGAUGAUUAUUUUUUUACAUUUUUUGAAAUGAUCGGUUGGAAGAUAGCAAUAUUUAAUUCUGGUGAUUACCCCGACAAUACCAGUGGUGGUGUAUCCGAGGUACUGAUAUCACCUUCAACGGAAAAUUUCAUCCAACUAACCUUAGAAGCGUACCUAAAGAGAAACGGGAUAUUACCUCACAAAGUAACAAAUCCAGAAGAAGUUGAAAACUUUGAAAGAGCUGUUGAAGGAGACGGAGAUAACUUACUGCACUGUAACAGUUGCUAUCCGGCGUGUAACGACGUGUCUUAUAACGUUUAUACUGACUUCGUGCCUCUUCAAACAGGGUAUUAUCAGUCGGAAUUACUGGACAAUCUCGAAGUUAAGGAUCAAAGUAUUGUUCAUAUUUACUUUAUAAACUUCGGAAGUGUACGGCUCAAAAUGGACUUGGGCUAUUAUUGGUACGAGCUACUCAGCAAUAUCGGAGGAAUAUGUGGAAUAUUCAUCGGCUUCAGUCUUCUUAGUCUCGUUGAACUGGGUUAUUUCUUCCUCGGUUUUAUUUAUGAAAUUUGCUGUCCAGGUAAAAUAAUAACUGAAGUUGAAAACACGAUAGAGGACCCGAGAGACCCCGGUGACACCGUAAGGUCUGCUACAGAUAUGCAAUCCGUUAACAGAAUCUACUGGAAUGCGCUGCUGUCACAGCCGAGAAUCUAUGAUAGAAUUUUCAGUGAAAUUUGUCAUUUAGUUUUAAUGGACGGAUGCACGGCAAACAAAACUCUGUAG
This is a messenger RNA of Cotesia congregata, 1215 nucleotides long. Lineage: Eukaryota; Metazoa; Arthropoda; Insecta; Hymenoptera; Braconidae. The record is from the annotation of a GenBank genome assembly.